AUGGUGGUGGGGGUUCUGGUUGUGGUAGUGAUGGUAGUGGUAGUCGUGGUAGUGAUAUUGGUAGUAUUUGAGGUUGUGGUAGUGGUAGUUGUGGUCGUUGCAAUAGUGGUGGUGGUAGUUGAGGUAGUGGUGGUGGUAGUGAUAGUAGUGGAUGUGGUCGUUGUGGUAGUGAUAAUGAUAGUGAUUGUGGUGGUGGUAGUGGUAGUGGUAGUAGUAGUGGUAGUUAUGGUGGUGGUGGUUGUAGUGGUAGUUGUGGUAGUGGUGGUGAUUGUGACUGUAGUGGUAGUGGUAGUGGUGGCUGUGGUAGUUUUGGUAGUGGUGGGGGUGAUAGUUGUUGUAGUGGUUGUGGUGGUAGUAUUGAUAGUAGUGGUAGUGCUAGUGAUUGUGGUGGUGGCUGUAAUAGUAGUUGUAGUAAGUUUUGGUGUGAUCGACAAGGAGCCUACUAAAAGAUUUUUCUUCGCUACAAAGAACAAUGACAAGUUCAAUCUCGAUAAGGUUUCAAUUAAAUCUGACGCGAAAUCUUCGAUAUCAACAGCCAAAAACGAAACCACAUUGAAGGAAAAGAAAGUGGAGGAAUAUAAUCUCAAGAAAAGUUCUAAAAAGAGAGUAAUAGUACCAGGUGACACUCAAACCGAUCAAUCUAUGUCUUGGAGGAUGCCUCAUAAGAAAAGAAGACAAAAUGAUCCAGGAUUUAACUUGGAUUAUUUACCACCAAAGACUCAUCCCCCUGUCCACAAUUGA
Fraxinus pennsylvanica is the source of this 741-nucleotide messenger RNA. The record is from the annotation of a GenBank genome assembly. NCBI's taxonomy places the organism in Eukaryota, Viridiplantae, Streptophyta, Magnoliopsida, Lamiales, Oleaceae.